CGGCCGGCCGGCGAUUCAGUCUGCCGACGCGACCCGAUCCAAGUGCACGUACAUUACGCUACAAAACGCGGCACCCCACACGAUCGAACGUGCUUUUUUUACCCAGUGACAGAUACGAGAGGGCGACCUCUCUCAACCGACAAGAUUGCUUCACAAGUGGAAAUGCCGUCAAGUCUCUUCGGAGAGCUCGGAGGUGGGCUGGUGGAAGACCAGCGCGCGUUCCAGCUCGCGCUCGAGCUGAGCAUGCUUAACUUUGGCGAGAGUCUGCCCUCCGCAAACCCGCUAGCCAGUCCUCUGGGAUUCGCACCGCCCCCGGAUGAUCGCACCAAGAAAUCACAGAAUAUGACUGAAUGCGUGCCAGUACCAUCUUCAGAACACGUCGCAGAAAUCGUUGGUAGACAAGGAUGCAAAAUCAAAGCUCUUCGGGCGAAGACUAACACCUACAUAAAGACACCGGUGCGCGGCGAGGAGCCUGUGUUUGUGGUGACAGGCCGCAAGGAAGAUGUGGCACGCGCUAAACGUGAGAUCCUCUCCGCCGCCGAGCACUUUUCCCAGAUCCGCGCCUCGCGCAAGUGCGGCGCAGCACCCCCGCCACCCGCUGGUGCCCCUGGACACGUCACCGCUCAGGUGCGCGUGCCCUACCGCGUCGUGGGGCUCGUCGUAGGACCCAAGGGCGCUACUAUCAAGCGCAUUCAGCACACAACACACACUUACAUAGUGACACCCUCGCGAGAGCGCGAGCCUGUCUUCGAAGUGACUGGACUGCCAGAGAGCGUCGAGGCAGCCCGCAAAGAGAUUGAAGCACAUAUUGCUCUACGCACUGGUGCCGCUGGAGGAGCCGCAACCGGCACUGGCGUUCCAGGCGGGGAAGGGUCGUGCUCUUCAGGUGGCUCCUCGGGCCGAUUGGGCGACCUUCUAGGCAUUUGGUCAUCGACGGAACGCGAUGAGGGUCUGGGCGAAUCGCCAUCGUUCGAGUCACCGAGCGCAGGCAGCGUGUGGGCCUGGGGCCCUCCGAGGCCGUCUCCUGCGGCGUCUCCAGCUCGUGCGUGUGCCGUGUGCGGCGAGCGCGGUGUGGCGGCAGCGCUGGUGCCGUGCGGCCAUAACCUGUUCUGCCUGGAGUGCGCGCAACGACUCGCGGCGUCGGCUGCGCCCUGCCCAGCCUGCGCUGCGCCUGCGCAUCAAGCCAUUCGCAUACUCUCAUAAAUAUUUGCGGCUAGCCGCGUUCCCCUCGAGGGGCUCGAUUUUUUUACUUAAAUCGUUACGAAAAUAAUAAAAAAAAUCGCGUAAUCGAAAUCCUGGUGCCAAAAGUCGGCGCCUCGCCGGCACGGCCCGUCCGCCGCGCCGAACCUAUCGUAAGUCGGCAGAGUUACUCACGAUAUAUUUUCUUAUUAUGAACGUUUUUUAUUAUGGCGUCGAGCGUCCGCCGCGCUCGUCGCCGCAGAGAGUCGAGGUACGUUACGAUAGAAUUUCGAAAAAAAGCAUAAAAUUUAAAAAAAGUUGUAUAAUUAUUAUUAUUAUUGAUAGCAUAAAUGAGAAAUCGAAAAUUUAUAAAGCUUACCUAACGUAGUAGCGUAAAAUAUUAAGAUAUCGUAAUAUAAUAAUUAUGAAAGCGAGGGACGGGCGGCGUGGGGAGCGCGCCGCGCGGAGCGGCCUUAGCCAAUGUGUUGUUGAUAGGUAAUGAUUGCAGGGCGUGUUGUUGUGUCGGUAGCUAGUAAGGUAGUGUAAUGGCCGCCCGGGGCAGGCGCCGACCCGCUCGGGGUGCGCUUGGCCCGCUCGGGCCCCGCGUCGCCCGCUACGCUCCCCCGCGACCCAUGCUCAUUAUUUUGACUAUACGAUUAUUCGCUUAAAUGAUAUUAUACAUACGUACACACUAUAAUUAUGAUAAUAUUAAUAUAAUGUUUGUUUUAAGUGUGUUUUAAUGUUUAGAUUUUUAUUGUAAUGUUUUUAUGAAUGAUUUUUAUCUGUACGAUUAUUAUUAUUGAUUAUUAUUUUAUGUGUUGACGAUGUUUUUUUGUGAUGAAGCGCCCGCGCAAGCGUAGCGCGGACCGAGGCUGCCGUGUGCUCGUUUAGUGGUUAAUAUCGACUAAUAAAUUUAAAGUAAUAAAUAAUAAAGAAAUAAUACGACUCAUUCAUUAUUAUUAUUAUUAUAAAAUAUAGUAGUUUGUAGCACGACAUUGACUAACCAUUACCUAUUGAUACUUAUUAAGUAUUAUUAAUUAUUAUUAUUAUAUUGAAUAAAUUUAAUAAAUGCAUAAUUAUAUUUCAUAGGAAUCAUUAUUCUGUAUAACUCUAGUUAAAUAUAACGAUAAUAAAUAUGAUUGUAUUUGUAUGGGACGAUAUUGUUAUUUCGUUUAACGGGGGGCUGGUUUUAUGGAUUAAUAUUUUUUUAUUUUUUUACCGUUAUUAGUUUUUGACUUACUCAUGUAAAGAUACGCGAGGAUUAAAAACUGCCUAUUAGAUUAUAUUUUAAAAAAUAAAGGUUACGUAAAAUCAGCCCCCGUCGUACGUAGAACCAGUUAUUUCGAUAAUUUUAUUUUCAUAUUAAAAUGGGUAGACGCUUUAGGUUCAAAAUAACGUUGUGAAAAUUUGUGAAAUUUUGUAGACUACAUAUCUUAUUAUAAAUCUAAUAUAAACUAUAAAUUUCGAA
This is a messenger RNA of Pieris napi, 2647 nucleotides long. Its product is annotated as RNA-binding protein MEX3B. NCBI's taxonomy places the organism in Eukaryota, Metazoa, Arthropoda, Insecta, Lepidoptera, Pieridae. The record is from RefSeq and is a predicted model, not a curated record. The coding region runs from base 163 to 1203 and encodes 346 amino acids. The transcript has 3 exons. Gene Ontology annotation, molecular function: RNA binding.